UUGCUUAUAUUAACAAAAAGUAUUUUGACUUUUUAGUCCCAGCUUAAACAAAUGAAUGAACGAGGAAGAAUCUCCUCUCUGAUGCAUAGGGAUGUUGUUUUUCACCCUGAGAAUAUGCUGGAACCAAGUCUGUACCAGAAGCAGCUUUUGAAGGACGCGCAUAUACUGAAAAAUUGGCUGAAUGGAAGGUUAAGGUACUGAUGUUGUACUAGUGUUGCUCCUCUACUUCGAGCCAGCAUGUCGAAGAAAUCGGAGACUCCGCUUUCCUUGUCUGACUGCCUCUGCCAAAUUUGCAUGGAGAUCUUUGUGGAGCCCGUCACGCUGCCAUGCAACCAUACCCUCUGUAAUUCUUGUUUCCAGCUGACCGUUGAAAAGGCCAGUCUUUGUUGCCCUUUUUGUCGGCGUCGAGUCUCUUCUUGGGCACGCUAUAAUGCCCGCAGAAAUACUCUUAUCAACUGGGAACUCUGGGAGAAGAUUCAGAAGAAUUACCCGAAGGAGUGUGAGCAUAGGAUUAAUGGACAGGAUUUGGAAGAGGAAAUAUGUGUCCCCCAUCCGCAACACCAGCUGAGCAAGCCUGGGGAACUGAGGCAGGAAUAUGAAGCAGAGAUUAGCAAGGUGGAGGCAGAAAGGCGAGCACAUGAACAAGAGGAGAACAAGGCAAGUGAGGAAUACAUUCAACGGCUUCUAGCAGAAGAGGAGGAGGAACACAGAUUGGCAGAAGAGAGACGGAGGGAGAUGGAGAAACAGCUGAAGCAAGAUGAAGAGUUGGCAUGGCAGCUGAGUAACAGUCUGAAUGACGAUUCCAAAGGACAUGUGCUCAGCAGUCCUUCACCAGCACACAGUCUCUCAUCUGAAACAUCCCCAGCUAAUUUGUGUAAGAUGAAGAACAAACCAAGCAACUCUGGAGACAUUCAGAAGUAUCUGUCUACAAAGCUGCUUCAUACAUUGGGAUCAGCAUCAUUCUCUAGAACAACAGAAAGAGGCAGGAGUGACUCUGGCUCUGUGGAGACCAAUAGCAAUGAAGGCAGCAGUUCUGCGUGGCAAGAUGAGCAAGAGGAAAUGCCAACACUGUCUCCACAGCUGACCGGUGUGAUUAAAGAUUCCAGUGCUAAGGAUUCGUUUUUGGAAUCAUGCAUGAACUAUUUCAGUGCCUCAGCUUCAGGGGAGACCGCCACUGUCAAGCAGGAAAAAACACCAGAACCAAAUGGUCUAGGAGAUGUUCCAGAUGCGCUUCAUGGAAUUGCAAAAGGGGAAGGGUCUAGAACACCUCUUCGUAGAUCCAAAGGAGAAGAUGAUGGAAUUGAGUCGUCAGACAGUGGCAGUUUAACACAUGUAGAAAGCAUAAACCUUGAAAACUCUGCUGAAACUUGUACCUGUAUUCAGUCAGCAACAAAUUCUGUGGUGUCUGACAGCAAAAGUGUAACAUGUGAUCUCAUAAAGGUGGCUAGACACUCAGAUGAAGAGAAACCAGAGAGACUGCAGAACACUAAGGAGAUUCCAAAAAGAAAGUCGCUGGAGUCACCAGCUGAAGCAGUGGUUGACUUGUGCGUGCUUGGUAAAAGGAGAAGAACUUCUCCUGAAAGUUUAGAGGACCAAGGGGAGCAGAUAAAUGAUUUUAACUUGCAAAUGCAGAAAGCCUUUGAGCAGGAGUUCUAUGAAAGGCGUAUGCAAGAGGAGCAGGACAGGCUUCUGGCUCUGCAGCUACAAAAACAGAUCAACAAGGAGGAAAGGACACUUAAUCGACAAAAGGGCUCUCCAGAUGAGUACCUACUUCGCACCAAACCACCUCAGUCUGUGAAAGACUCUCCUGCUAGAAAGGGAAGUUCUAAGAUGGCAAAAGACUCAAAGGUACCAAAAAACCAGGCUGAAACAAAUCACCGCAAGACUCGGAAAGGUUCUUGCAAUGAAAACUGGCAGUCCCCUACCAGAGUCCGAAUGAAAUCGCCCAGCACCAAGGGAGGAAAAGUUUUGAAUUGUGUGGUUAAUACCAGUGACGCAAGUGAUAUUUGUUCACUACCUAAGAAUAAGCAAAAGACGAUCCUUCAGAUGUUUAAAAGCUCUGUUGCAGAGUAGAUCACAUGGUGCAAAGAGAAUUAAAACCGUGGUAAUGUUUUCUCCUGUGUUAGGCAAAGCUUCCUGUAAACAGUUUUGAAGUUGUUGGUUUUGAGGGGGAUUGCUUUGAGUCACAAAGUUGUGUAUUCUGAGAAGUUUUAAUAACGUACACCCCCAGACUUUAAAAAAUUUUAAUUGGUCUUUUCUUGACUACAGGUUAUUUUCUAGCACUUCCAUUUACAUAAUUUUGAAUGUGAAUACUGUUAGUGUUUAAAACCAAAAAUAACUGAUGGUCUUAUCUUAGAAUGAGAAUUCAGAGCCUUUUAUGGAAAGGAUGCACAUUCCACGGAGGAAACAAGCAAAAAAAUGAGUCUGUAUUUCCAGUUGUCUGCCAACUGCAAGAUUGAAGCUUUACAUGGCACAACCACUGUUCCGUUAGCCUAAAUCCCAGUAACAUGUUUCAGUUUACUUGUUGAAUUGCAUUGUUCGCGUGACAGUUAACAAGAGUAUAACUGGACAGCCAGUCUUGCAGACACACUUUUUCCCUCUCCCUCUCAUAUACUAACUCCUUUCUUAGACAAAGAGGGAAAAACCAGGUCAUUCUCCCACUGCCAAAGCCAAGGAUCUUUCAUAGGUGCCAAUAGUGUAAGUGGUUGUGGGCUUGUAUUUACCUCUGUCAUAGAGGUCACUUCUGCAGAUCUGACUUUCACUGUCGUUAGGAAAAAUAUACUUUUGGUUUUUUAUUGCUAGUGUUCUGCAACUUUAUUCUUGUAUGAGAAUAUUACUUAUCUUUAGUACUAUUUAAUUUUCAUACUCAAACUGGUUUGAGCCUGAUUAAAACCACAUAAUAUUAAAAAAAUAGUUAGUCCAGAAGACAGUUACGAUGGAGAAAGUUAAACCAAAAGGGGGAAAAGGACCUGAAAACUGGAGUUGUUAGUCAUGAUGCAACUAUAAUUAAAGAUUCACAUAACUACCAUGCCGGGCUGUAACUGC
Molecule: messenger RNA, 3045 nt
Organism: Aptenodytes forsteri (emperor penguin)
Lineage: Eukaryota; Metazoa; Chordata; Aves; Sphenisciformes; Spheniscidae
Gene: RNF168
Product: ring finger protein 168
Exons: 7
Coding region: 238-2073 (611 amino acids)
Biological process (GO): protein ubiquitination; double-strand break repair
Cellular component (GO): nucleus; site of double-strand break
Molecular function (GO): nucleosome binding; ubiquitin-protein transferase activity; metal ion binding
Source: RefSeq, a predicted model, not a curated record